AUGGCGAUGUUUACCGGCCUGUUCUUGGUGACUUUGAUGUCCUUAAGCUGUGCCCAGCCGAUCUCCAGUCUGCCAGACCACAGUUGUAUUUGUGACGUCAGUCCCGUGGUGCACUGUAACAACGACAGCGCGCUGAGGGCGGAGCUCGACCUGCUGAAGGACGUCGUGAGACAACUUCUUCAGGCGGGGUCGAACGUCUCAAGCGCAGGCUGUGCCCAAGGCCCUGCCGGCAGAGACGGCAGAGACGGGCUGCCCGGCCGGGACGGAGCUCCGGGGGUUUCCGGAGAAAUUGGUCCGGCAGGUCCUCCUGGGCCUCCAGGUCCACGGGCAUAUCCUUUGCCCGGUCUGGUCGGCUACUGGCCGCUGAAUGAAGAACAUGGCGCCCGUGACGUCAGCGGCUAUGGUAAUGACGGAGUGACGUUCAGUACGGGCGUGUCGGAGGGGCCGGGGGGCCAGACGGGGGGCGCCAUGUACUUCCAUGGCGUCGCUGGUUCUCGUGUGGAGUUCCCCAACAACGGAGCGCUGGACGCCAGGAGUUACAUCACUCUACAGGCCUGGAUCUACCCACAGGAGACGGGAGAAGGACCGAUCUUCAACUACCAACCGGCUGGCAGUACUGGCUGGGGGGUUCACUUCUGGAUCACUGGUGGCGGAAACAACCUCUAUAUAACAUUUGUCAAUCGAAAUUCCCAAGCCCGAGAUCCACUACAGCAGUCAGGGAUAACCCAGAAUGAGUGGCAGUUCGUCACGGCUACCUACCAUCGUACAUCAGGGGUCCAGAAACUCUACAGGAAUGCUGUAGAGAUCGGAUCUGAUGAUUUGGGGGACGUAGAUCUGGGUACCCAGUUUCCUGUAGCCAUGGGGGCCCGUCCGCCAUUUACCGGAGACACCCGGGCCUACAAAGGACGCAUCGCCCACAUGCAGGUUUACAACAUCGCCCUGACGCAGGCUCAGAUCCAGGAGGCCAUGGACCGCACCAGGUACGCCCGCAAGUAAAGCCGCAUCAACAGCUUCCGCCGACAAUCGGAAG
Molecule: messenger RNA, 1030 nt
Organism: Branchiostoma floridae (Florida lancelet)
Lineage: Eukaryota; Metazoa; Chordata; Leptocardii; Amphioxiformes; Branchiostomatidae
Product: collagen alpha-1(II) chain-like
Exons: 8
Coding region: 1-996 (331 amino acids)
Source: RefSeq, a predicted model, not a curated record